CACCUGAUUCUCUGUCACCUCGCACUUCUCAGCCGCCGCCUCCCCUCAUUCGGUCCUGGCCGGAUCUGAAGCCGUCACUACCCAUAUCCCGUGUCUGGAGCGUCCAUCCUCCUGUGGACAGUGAUCGGUUCUCGUCUUUUGAUUUUUCUUAUUGACCACAUACGGCGACUUCUGGAGCUUCAAACGACGAUAUUUCCACCAACGACAUUCACUUUUUUUCUUCUUACCUCUUUCUUUUCCCCGGACCCUCGGUACAAUAAUGCCGUAUUGCUGAGCCUGGGUUUAUUUUCCGCCUAAAUCCGCAACAUCUUUUUUUGCUUUCUCGUUUCCAUUUUCGUGGCGCAAUUUGUAUCCCCUCAGCGUCCUCGGCGGUUUUUGGUGCAGCCGGGACGAUAAGAAACGCCCCCACGCCGUGGACGGUCCAUUGGAGAAGACAUUCCUGUCCGAACGAAGGCGUAUCGCCCAAGACUUGGACAAGAUGGCAGCUGUCCAAAAACCCUUCACUUUUCCACCUCAGGCGCCAGCAUCGUCAGCCCUGCCGAUAAGUCUCAGCACCAGCAACAGUCUAGGCAACGACGACGUGAAUAUGGACAUGGGUGGCGGUUCCCAACCUGCUUCCCUGCGGAGCUGUGCCAAGUUCGGCAGCGGGCCUCAAAGGGGCGAUACAAGAAUCGUCGCCAUAAUGUACGGCCCCGGACAGGAGAACAUCGUGUCUGUGUUUGCAGAGGUUCUGGGUCAGUCAUUCAGGUUAGGCGGUGGUUUUGCCGAAGUCGCACCAACAGAUCGCGGGGUUGUCGUUGGCAUCCCUGCGAGUAGGGCCUCGGCCGACCUCGCCUCCCGAAACCGAGAGCUGGUUGUCGCCAUCAACGCUCACUGCGUCGAUCUUGGCAUGCCACCCGAUGCCCACCUUUCGUCCAAUUGCGACUACGAGUUCCUGUACACCACCACCCCUUUCUUCCGCCGCGAUCUGGUCAGGUUCAUCUCGUUUACCUUGGGUCAGAUCAACCACCACGAGACACUGAUGGCCAAGUCGCGCACCUUCAUGUUAUCCACCACGUUCCCGGAUGUCAGGGCCGCCUUGCCCAACAUUGACAUACUCACUGUCGGGGCCGACGCCAUCGAACUGCGUGUGGACCUUCUCCGGGAGCCUCUCCCCACUGGGGGCUACGCUGCGGUGCCGAGCCUGAGUUAUGUCGGCGAGCAGGUCAUGCUCCUGCGUCAGAGGACCGAGCUUCCCAUAAUAUUCACCACCCGGUGUACCAGGGAAAACGGCCGCUUCCCCAUGGAGAGGCCGGAGCUGUAUUAUGAGUAUCUAUCCCGCGCCAUACAGUGGGGUCUCGAGUACGUCGACGUCGAGCUCUGGCUGCCCGAGGAGAUGAGGAAACAGCUGUACGAGAAGAAGGGCAGCAGCCGCAUCAUGUCGGCCUUCCACGACUUCUCGGGCACCUUCAGGUGGCCGUCAAGUCACGCGCAGUCUGUGUUCCUCGAGUCAAGUCGAUAUGCAGACAUCAUCAAGAUGAUUGCCAUUGUCAACGACCACAACGAGAAUUUUGAGCUCGAGUACUUCCGCCUCAAGAUGCGUGCCGAAUACCCGGACUCGCCACCUUUCUCUGGCGUCAACAUGGGCGAAAUCGGCCAGUUCUCACGGACCCUGAACCGUGUCUUCACUCCAAUAACACAUCCCCUCCUGCCACUGAUCGGUGCGCCAGGUCAGAUCAGCGCGGCCGAGAUAAACGCGGCUCUGGCGUCGGUGGGGCAGCUUCCCAAGAGGAGCAUCUACGGUAUCAGCGGCCCAGCCUCGAGGGGAGCGACCCCGCAAGCGCCGUUUUAUGAGAAGUGCUUCAACGAGCUCGGGCUGCCGCACCAGUUUGCCGUGGUUGAGCGGGGUCCAAGGGGCACGGGCGGCAUCGAGGCCUGGUGCAGCAAGAGGAAUUUUGGUGGCGCAUAUCUCAACCCUCCGAUCCCACACCAAUCCUUGGUGUCUUCUGGCUCACAUUUCUUCCAGUCGGUCAAUGGCGGGGCUGGCCCUAUUCUAACCGAGGCCGCACAGAUUAUCGGCAUGGUCGACACCAUUGUGGUCCGGCCCGGACCCGCGUCACCCGCGGGGUCUGCGCCGACCUCGAUUCCGUCGAGCCCUAGCCCAGGUCGGCUUCACCACCCUCACCACCCUCACCAUACUCGCCACACGAGCUUCUCGGAACGGAGUGGGAGUAGCAAUAGCGCUAGCAGUGGCAACGGCAACGGAAGCAUGCAUUCCGUGUUGGCCGAGAACGGAGGCCUACCAGCCGGGACCACCUUGGUGUUUGACAACGCACUCUGGAGGGGCAUUCUGAGCACCCUUACACGAGACCUGGCGCCGUCGGCUUACUUUGGCUGCACGGCCGUGGUUCUUGCUGGGUCUCCCGACGACGCGGCUAGCGUGCUGUUUGCGCUCAAGGAACUUCGCGUUAGCAAGGUCUUCACCGUUGGGUUCAAGACGCCCCCGGCACUAGCCCAGGGCCUCGACAUCGAGCCAUUCACCUCGCUCGAGAGCCUACAAAGGGCACGAUCCGGAGCAUCGUCGCCACCACAGGGCGCCUCGGCCGAGCGAGGAGCGCUCGGCUUGGCUGCGAGGACAGAAGCCGUUGGUGAGGCUCGUCUUGGGCAGCCACAACAGCAGGCUCAGCCAUUUGUUGUCAUCAGCGCGUUGGGUUCGGAGAAGAGCAACAUCGUGGGGAUGCUUCUCAAGAGGGUUUUUGGCUCUCAGGGUGACGUUGCCGGACAGCAGCAACAGCCAAGACGGGUGUUUCUGGACCUGGCCGAGCCUGGUGGAAUCGCCCGGCGGACAGACCCCGGCCCGAUCGCCGAGCAGAGUGGCUUUUCUGCCUAUGGGUUUGCCGAUACUGCUGCCUUCACUACCGUCGAGACCCUCCGGCUGCUAGUCGGUCAGAACGUACCGUAUAGCUUCGUGCGCCUCGCCAGCGGGAGGAUACUCUACUGACCGGUUUCAUGACAACAUGGGCGUUUGGGCUUGGUAUUUAUUUGGCUGUUUGCUCACACCGCAUGAGUUGGGCGAUAUGGGAGGGAAUGGGCUGACGAUAGGGUGACACGUCUUUGGAUACCCGGAACCGAGUCCGAACUGCAUAUGGGAGUUUGGAGCAUUUUUUUCUUGUUGGGAGAACAGGUUUCGGGGAGAUGCGGGCCAGGCUCGGUGUGGGUGUCCCCAUGGAACAUGUGUUUUUUGUGGGUUUCUUUUACGGCGUUAUUAUGGUCAUCACGCGCGAUGUAUUCACAAGCUUUCUUGGACAGUGGAGGGAAAAUCACUCCAACAGAUACUGCCUCCAUGCGUCGACAUGGUGGGGGAUAUCUAUUCGCUUCUGUCGGCGUUUGUCAUCCACUGGUGUUCAUGAUCGGGCGAGGGCAAGAGGUUACAGCCACCGCCGCGGCAUUCAGGGGUCUUUGUCUUUGGUUGAUCGUUGCGGUGCCGUCCUUGGACAGACAGGGAGAUGUGGGAUCUCAAGUCGAGCAUGUCCUUUGAUCUGAGUAUGGGGGAUCACAUUAGGCAUAGAUAGAUAGCAUACUGUUUGGCUUGAUAUUAUUCUAGAUUCGUUCUAGUUGGUUGCCUCAUAUCUUUGCUCACAUGUACUUCUUCUGGCUUCCGAUACCCUUUCGCAUAUCUAUCGUCUUGCCAAUCACCAUGAUGA
Messenger RNA from Gaeumannomyces tritici R3-111a-1, 3683 nucleotides. Its product is annotated as pentafunctional AROM polypeptide. NCBI's taxonomy places the organism in Eukaryota, Fungi, Ascomycota, Sordariomycetes, Magnaporthales, Magnaporthaceae. The record is from RefSeq and is a predicted model, not a curated record. Gene Ontology annotation, molecular function: 3-dehydroquinate dehydratase activity. The coding region runs from base 479 to 2980 and encodes 833 amino acids. The transcript has a single exon.